AUGUGCGUCAGCACCCCUCUUUUGUCCCGAUGGGUUGGUCUUUGACGGUGUUUAUUGUUCAGACCCGUGGGGUCCUCAUUGCCCCAAGGAUACCAAACCUGAUGGUAACCUUUGCGUCUCUGAGUCAAAACCGAAAUGCGCCUAUUCGGCCUUUGACUAUAAGUACGGCAAGUGCGUUGCCAAGCAUGAACCAAGCUGCCCAGCAAAAUUCGACUUCCAAGACGGCUGGUGCUGGUCCCGCGUGCCUCCCAAGUGCGUUGGAAAGGGUCAAGUCCUUGAGCGAGGCGUCUGCGUCGACCCCAGCGGUCCAAGCUGCCCCGAGCAUAGUUCACCCACCAGGGAUGGGCGCUGUGUCGGUGACAGGGAGCCAGAUUGUGAGGAAGGCUACAAACACGUUGAGGGUCUAUGUCGCCACAAGGGCAAUAUGUAUUGUGAGGGCGAUGGUGUUCUCAAUGGUGACAACUGUGAGACAAAGGAGAUUCCAACAUGCGAGGAUGGCACACCCAAGGGGGAAACAUGUGUCAAGGACACUAUGUGCGACAGCGGCUACUCCUUCGUAGACGGCAUGUGCAGCAAGACAAGCUCGGCUACCUGUACAGAAGCCGACAGGGAACUCUCGAGAGACCCUGACAGCGGCAGAUACAUGUGCUGCCCCAAAGGCACCUCAUACAAUGGCGUGGGUUGCCGAUCCGAAAAAGGCGGGAACAACAAAUGCCCGUCUGGAAGCGAAGAUGAUGGCGCGUGGUGCCAGUACAAACCUCGGCCUGUGAAAUGCCCACCACUUAUGGAGCUCAGGGGUGACAAGUGUGAGGCCAGAGCGCACCCAGACUGCCCAGAGGGCGACUACUAUGAUGGAAAAUGCAUCCUUAAACAGACUCCAACCUGCCCUCGAAACUUCCACCUAGUUGAAGACGAAUGUGUUAAAACCACGAAGCCUAAAUGUCCCGGCGAUAGCAAGCUCUUCGAUGGGAAAUGUCUCGGAGGCGAGCCCUCCUGUCCACCCGAAUUCCGCCUAGAGAAGAAUGAAUGCAUUGCAGAUGAGGAUCCGACUUGCAAGGACGGUUACUUCUACUCUGAUGGUCUAUGUAGACAUCCCUCUGACCCUGUUUGCGAGAGGCCCACCUAUCUGCACAAGGGCAAGUGUAUCUGGCCAGACAACCCGGUCUGCGAGCGAGGGGAGAGAUACGACAAUGGCGAAUGUGUCUCCAAAGAUCCUCCCAGGUGCGAGGGCAACGGCAAGUUCAGGCUUGUGGACGGAAAGUGCGUACGCACAGAUGGAGGGCCUGAAUGCGUGGCACCUCUCCAGCGUGUUGGCGACAUGUACGUCAUCAUUGGCGGCGCCAAGUGUCCCGAGGGCCACAAGCGCGUUGGCAACGACUGUAUCUCGGACAAGGAUCCUCGCUGCGAGGGGACCUUGACUUUCGAUCAGGCAACGGGCAAGUGUGUGUCCCGGGACGGCCCCAAGUGCCCGGAUGGCACCAAGAUCGCCGACGGACGAUGCGAAUCUGAGGAGACACCCAAGUGUCCCACUGACCAUGUUAUGGACGAUGAUGGAAAGUGUGUUGCCAGUGCUGAGCCCCGCUGUCCUGAUGGAUCACAUCUAAAGGGUGGGCAGUGCAUCCUUGACAGCGGGCCCGAAUGUCCUGAGGGAACAGAUCCCGUUGGAAAUCUGGGUAUCGCCAAGAACGGCCCCGAAUGUACGCCGCCGCUGGUCCCAUCAGGUACGGCUUGCAUUUCACCAGACAUACCGCAGUGCUGUCAAAACAUGGCCUUUGACCGUGCCACUAGCAAGUGUAUUGUGGCUACCAAGAGAGAAUGCUUCAGUAUGGAGGUAUGCCCGGCUGUUGGAGCACCCUCGCUACCAGCGGCAUGA
This is a messenger RNA of Clonostachys rhizophaga, 1873 nucleotides long. The record is from the annotation of a GenBank genome assembly. Lineage: Eukaryota; Fungi; Ascomycota; Sordariomycetes; Hypocreales; Bionectriaceae.